Molecule: messenger RNA, 2541 nt
Organism: Penicillium nucicola
Lineage: Eukaryota; Fungi; Ascomycota; Eurotiomycetes; Eurotiales; Aspergillaceae
Gene: las21
Product: mannose-ethanolamine phosphotransferase LAS21
Exons: 7
Biological process (GO): GPI anchor biosynthetic process
Cellular component (GO): endoplasmic reticulum membrane
Source: RefSeq, a predicted model, not a curated record
AUGGUGGGUUUCCACAGUUGGGCGACUAUCAUCGCCAAUCUGUUGGUGCCCGUAGGCAUACUGAUCUUCUCCUCGGGAUUCUUUCCAUAUAAACCCUUGAUUCCUGGACUAGCCACCUUUGAAGAAACAGAAGAUGCAGCACCGGCAGUGUUUGAAAAGGUCAUUUUCAUGGUGGUGGAUGCAUUGCGGAGUGACUUUGUAUAUUCAAAUGACUCUGGAUUCUUGUUUACGCAAAGCUUGAUCCGAUCUGGUGCUGCAUUGCCAUUUACGGCCUAUGCGGGCUCUCCAACGGUCACAAUGCCGCGCCUAAAGGCCAUAACCACUGGCUCAGUUCCGUCUUUCUUAGAUGUGAUUCUCAAUAUUGCAGAGUCAGAUACUUCCUCAACAUUAGCCUUUCAAGACACAUGGUUGGCGCAGUUAAAAGCAAGAGGGAAACGACUGGUAAUGUACGGAGACGACACCUGGCUCAAACUCUUCCCGGGCAUGUUUGACCGGUCUGAUGGAACUACAAGCUUCUUUGUGUCGGACUUCACGGAAGUAGACCAUAAUGUGACUCGGCAUGUUCCUGCUGAACUCGCUCAAAGCGAUUGGUCUGCUUUUAUCAUGCAUUACUUGGGUUUGGAUCAUAUAGGCCAUAAGGCCGGUCCCAAAAGUUCCUUCAUGGUCCCGAAGCAGCAGGAGAUGGAUUCUGUGGUGACGGAGAUAUACACGGCCAUGCAGAACGAACAACAUCUCCAAUCUACUCUUUUCGUACUGUGUGGAGACCACGGCAUGAAUGAUGCUGGAAACCACGGCGGAUCCUCGGCCGGAGAGACUUCACCUGCCUUGGUAUUUAUCUCGCCCAAAUUCCAGGCUCUGAGUACACGAAGAGAAAGUCCAGUGGAACCAUUCGAUGAUCUGCAAUACUAUCGAACAGUUGAGCAAGCAGACAUUACUCCAACACUAGCAGUACUUCUUGGACUCCCCAUUCCCUUGAACAGCUUAGGUGUUUUCAUCCCUGAGUUCUUGGAAAUGUGGGAACAUGGCUCUCACAAGCUCCAGAUUCUAUUACAAAAUGCCAAACAGCUGCUGAACACCGUCCAAACAACAUUUCCAGGGACGCGAUUUGGCCCCGAGGGCAUUGAGUCUUGUGCAUCUAAGGCCGAAUCAGGAAUUGAGGCUGCUCAAUGUGCAUGGGCUCGAUACCUCAAUCUUGUAUCUGAUGGGGCUGACCCCGAAGGUUCCUAUUCCACCACAAGUCCGAUUCUGCUACAGUUCUCCGAAAUUGCUCAGGACAUAAUGAGUCGCACUGCCAGCAACUAUAAUAUUUUUAGGCUUUGCCUAGGCUUGUUUAUCACUGGAAUUGCUGCGUUGACGGUGCUUCCUGCCACUUACGCACAAUGCAUACGGUAUAGAUCUUCUGGAUUGUUCCUGGCGUUCAUGGUGAUCACCUAUGGGCUCAUGAUGUUUGCGAGCAGUUACGUGGAAGAAGAGCAACAAUUCUGGUAUUGGAUAUGUUCGGGAUGGGUGUUCUACUUGCAUAUCAGAUCACAAUCUCCAAGUUCGGGCUCCCAUAAACGCAUGCAAUCAUCAAAGUUCUGGUCUGCAGGUGGUAUCAUGAUUGUAUUUGCAAUCACGCAGAGACUAUUGCGACGAUGGAACCAAACUGGACAGAAGUUUGCAGCUGAGCCUGAUAUUGCUCGAACAUUUUUCCCACGCAAUCCCGAUAUCUUCUGGGGUCUUCUCAUUCUCGCUUAUGCAGAUGCCGGUGCUCACCUUCUGCGAAAUUUCCCAUUGUCUGGACUGCCCCGGCUAGGUGCAUUGCCUCUUGCUGUCUUGGCCUUUACGUUCAAGCUGCAUUUUGUGGCAUCGGAGUCUCCCGAGCUACUUGAUAGGGCUUUCAUCUCCUGGAUUGUGAGGAAAUGGCCCUACAGUAUUUCAUUGGUCUUGCAUGCUAGGAUAGUCUUUUAUGGACUUGGUGCUGUCAUUAUGGUGGCGCUAUUGUCUAGAAUGACAGCAAAAAGGGCCCGGACAUCACCUCAGAUUAUUCAUGAAGUAUUGCACAUCUUCUUAAUGACACAAUCACGAGCGACAAAUGUCCCAUUGUUCUUGAUUUUCCAAGUGCAGGCCAGCGUUCUCUCUACUAUGAACCUCACAGGAAACGAAGUGACCAUCACUACCUUGAUAUUCCAGUAUAUGACAUUCUUCGCAUUUGGUGGUUCGAAUGCAAUUUCUUCAGUGGACCUUGCUAGUGCCUACAACGGCGUUGGCAGCUAUAGCGUGGUGCUAGUGGGUGUUCUCACCUUUGUGAGCAACUGGGCAGGUCCGAUCUGGUGGGCUUCACAGAGCUAUCGUCUUCGACCAAAAAAUUCCGAACAAGACCAUCGCGUAUUGCUGACCUUCCAUAUUGCGAUGUCGUUGGUCUCGGUCAUGGCUGCCUGUACUGCGUUACGGACCCAUCUCUUCAUCUGGACCGUCUUCUCCCCCAAGUAUCUUUACAGUAUGGCAUGGGCAACUGCCAAUCAUGCUGGCGUAAAUCUUCUUGGUGAGCUUCUGUUCUCA